ACUCGAGAAGAAAAAUGAGGUCUUCACAUACAAAACAACAACCCCACAUAGUGUGUGUUCCAUUCCCAGCACAAGGCCACAUAAACCCUUUUAUGCAAUUGGCAAAGAUCCUUCACUACCAUGGUUUCCACAUAACUUUUGUCAACACUGAAUCCAAUCAAAGACGCUUAGUUCGGUCUCUGGGACCCACCUUUGUCAAGAGCCAACAAGGUUUUCAGUUUGAGACCAUCCCAGAUGUUUUGUCAUCAUGGGAUAUUGAUGCAAAUCCUGAUGUUUCUGCCCUGUGUGAUUCAACAAGGAAGAACUGUUUUGCACCGUUCAAGGAGCUCCUGAUAAAGCUAAACACAUCUUUAGGGGCACCUCCUGUUAGUUUCAUAAUCUCUGAUGGUGUCAUGAGUUUUGCAAUAAAAGCUGCUAAGGAAUUGAGCAUACCUGAAGCUCAGUUUUGGACUGCCUCUGCUUGUGGAUUCAUGGGAUACUUGCAAUUCAGUGAACUAGUCAAUAGAGGAAUUAUUCCAUUCAAAGAUAAUGAAUCAAUUACUGACAGUGCAUUGGACAUGCCCGUAGAUUGGAUUCCCGGGAUGAAAAACAUUCGACUCAAAGACUUGCCAAGCUUUAUCAGAACCACAAAUCUUGAUGAGACCAUGUUUGAUUUUAUGGGGUCAGAAGUAAGGAAUUGUUUGACAUCAUCCAAUAUCAUUUUUAACACGUUUCAAGACUUUGAACUACAAGUCCUUGAUGCAAUUAAGGCCAAGUUUCCUAGCAUAUACAACACUGGUCCACUUUCCUUACUAGGUAGACAUGUACCUGAGGAUCAGUUUUUGUCCUUUGGGUCAAGCCUAUGGAUUGAAGACUCUAAGUGCCUCAAAUGGCUUGAUAAAUGGCAACCCAAUUCAGUUGUGUAUGUGAAUUAUGGAAGUUGGACUGUGAUAACAGAACAUCACCUAAAAGAACUUGCAUGGGGUCUUGCAAAUAGCAAGUACCCAUUUUUGUGGAUAAUUAGGGCUGAUGUUUUGAUGGGUGAAUCAGCAAUCUUACCAAAGGAGUUUUCUGAUGAGAUUGAGGAGAGGGGAUACAUCACAAGUUGGUGCCCUCAAGAUAGAGUGCUUUCAGAUCCAUCAAUUGGGCUUUUCUUAACACAUUGUGGAUGGAAUUCACUCACAGAAGCUAUAUGUGGAGGUGUGCCUGUUAUCUGUUGGCCGUUCUUUGCAGAACAACAAAUGAAUUGUAGAUAUGUAUGUACAACUUGGAGCAUUGGGAUGGAAGUAAACCAUGAUGUAAAGCGCGGUGAGAUUGCUGAGCUUGUUAAGGAAAUGAUCGAGGGAGAAAAGGGAAAGGAAAUGAAGCAAAAUGUUUUAGAAUGGAGGGAAAAAGCACUACAAGCCACUGAUAUUGGUGGAUCAUCCUAUAAUGAUUUCAAUAGGUUAAUAGAAGAGGCUCUUCAUUUUGAAGAGUAAUUCAAAAUUUAGCAGUGUUAUGGUCGUGCAUAAGUAAACAUAGGAUGAUAUGAUAGUUCAAAAUUAGCAGUGUCAUGGAUAUGCUAAUGUAACUUAUUACCAAUGGCACUGUUGUAAUAAUGUGCAAUAUAUUUUAGGAUUUAUUUGUUUAAAAAUUGAAAAUAAUUAUGAUACAAUGGUGUAUAACG
Messenger RNA from Abrus precatorius (Indian licorice), 1645 nucleotides. RefSeq names its product linamarin synthase 2-like. NCBI's taxonomy places the organism in Eukaryota, Viridiplantae, Streptophyta, Magnoliopsida, Fabales, Fabaceae. Gene Ontology annotation, molecular function: UDP-glycosyltransferase activity. The transcript has 2 exons. Bases 15 to 1457 code for a protein of 480 amino acids. The record is from RefSeq and is a predicted model, not a curated record.